AUGGAGUCGAAUACAAUAUAAAGCGUGUACAUUCCUGAUCCUGAAGAAAGUAUCUUAUUUGAAUGAAUCUUUAGAAAUUGUGUAUAAGAAUGUACGUAAACCUAAUUUACCAGCAACAGCUGAUAUAGCAUACUGUGAAAUUAGAAUAGCUGAACUAAUGGCUGAAGUUGAAGCUUAAAAGGAGCAUUCAUUCAAAAUUCAGUAAUAAUUAGAUGUCUAUGUUACUUAUGAAUAAUCAGUAUAUAUCCAUUUUAAAUUUAAGCUUAUAUAAUAUGAAUCUAAAAACGCAAUUUUGUAAGAAGAAAAUAAACAAUAAAGUUAAUUGCUUUAAGUAAAAUCAAGGGAUUUAGAACAAGCAUAAUUAAAAAUAUUAGAAUUAGAGUAAUAGAUAGAUAAGUUAAGAGAAGUGGACUAAGAAUUUUAAAGAUAGAUAUAGCUAUUGUUAUUCAAAGAUAGAGAGAUUUAAGAGGUAUAAUGAAAUUGUAUUUAUAAAUAGUUAAAUAACAAAUACAAUAGUUUAGAAUAGUUCUUAUAAUAAAAUAAGAACUGGGAAUUAAUUAACCAAGAUUUAAGAAAUUAAAUAAUCAAUUGGAAACAUGAUGUUGAACUUUGGAAGGAUAGAUUUACAAAAUCAGAAAAUGAGAGAAAACGACUUUUAGAAUUAAGAGAAGAAGGAUUAAAGAAAUAUGAUCUAAUAGAGAAUGUAGAUACUUAACCACAUUCACCUUAAGUGGAAUUAAAUGAAUAAUAAACAGAAAAGUAGAAAAUUGAUAAGAGUUCUUAAAAUAAUUCUUAAUUGCUUUAAUAAACACAAGUUAAUUUAUUUGAGAAGGAACAUUAGAAUAGUUUAUUAAAUAAUGAAUUGAAUGGUUUGAGAUAAUAGUAAUUAGAAUUUUAGAAAUAAAUAAGUGAUUUAACUAAUUAAUUAACUAAAUUGGAUGAAAAAGAUAAAGAAAUAUCUAGAUUGAAUGGAUUAUUAUAAGAGAAACCAAAGAUUUAAAUAGUGAAAGAAGAAAAGAUAGUGAUAGUUGAAAAUUAAGCAUUAGAUGAAGAGAAAAUAAGACUUUAAGGAUUAUUAGAUGAAACAAAUAUUCGUUUAGAAAAUUCUUUUAAUGAUAUAGAAUAAUUAAAGAGUAAAAUAUUAACAUUGGAAGAUGUGAUUUAGAAAGUAUUGAGUAAUUAAAAUAUAAUAGUUAUAAAGAAAUAAUAGAUAGAUAUAAAGAUUAUAAGAGUAAAUUGAUUUUUUACUUAUUGAUAAACAGAAUUUGUAGAACUCUAAUAUAUAAAAGGAUAAAGUAUUAAAUGAAACCUUAAAUCUUUUAAGAUAAAAGACAAUUGAAAUUUAAGAGUUGUAGUCAAUUGAUUAAUAAUUAGUAAUUGCAAAUGAGAAAAUUAAUUCAUUACUUAAAGACUUAGAAUAAUAGAAAAAACAAUUAGCAGAAUUUGAUUAAUUAACAUAAUAAGUAAAAAAAUAAGAGCAUCUUUGUUAAGAGAAAGAGAAGGUAGUAAAAGAAUAAAUGUUACAGAUAUAGUAAUUAAAAUAAAAUAGAAAUUAAAUAUAGAAUGAAUUAAAUGAUAGUAAGAUUAGAAUUAAUUUAUUAUCAAAAUAUGAAUCAAGAGUGAAAUCGUAAUUAGGAACAAUAUAAUCAUUAAGAUAAGAACUAUAGGAGACUAUGGCUGGAUCUGAAUAGUGGAGAGAAAAAUACAAUUAAAAUUGUUCAGAAAUUAGUAGAUUAUAAAGAUUAUUGGAUGUUUCAUAAUAAAGAAUCAUAAAGUUAUAAGAGGAAUUGAAAAACUUUAAUAAUAACUUUGAAUUGGGAUAAAUUAAGAUUGAAGCAGUACCAAUAAUAAAGAGAAUUGAAAAAGUUAAUAUUUAAGAUAGUAGUUAAAUUGAAAAAUUAUAAAAUUAAUUGAUAUCUUAAGAAUUAAAAAAUGAAUCUUUAAUAAGAAAUAGAUAGUUUGAAAUAUAAGGUACUUAAAGAGAAAUAGAUGCCUUAAAUUAACUAUUGUUAUAGAAAAGAUAAGAAUCAGAGUUAUGGAAAAAUAAAUAUUUAACAUCUGAAUAAUAGAAUACAAAAUUGUAAAAUAUUAAUGAUAAAUAUAAAUAACUAGUAUUAAGAUUUGAAGGAUAGAAAACUACUAUUUAAUAAUUAGAAUCAAAAUGUUUAGAAUAAGGAUAAGAUAUUGAAGAGUAAAGAUCAAAAAUAUUCUCACUAACAUUAGAACUUAAUUAAGUUGAAAGUUAUAAGAUUGAAAAAGAAUAAUAAAAAGAGAGGGCUCUUUAACUUUAUUAGGAAUUAAUCAUUUCAUAAUCUAGAGUAGCUAGAUUAAUUGGAACAAUUAAUGAAUUAUAAAGAUAAUAAAAUUCUAAAUCAUAAGAAACAAAAUUUGUAUAAUAAAAAUCAGAUGCAGUUGAAAAAAUGAGAUAAAAGAUAGUGGAAUUAGAAAUGGAAAUAGAUGAUACUAAGGAUGAUUAAAUUAGUGAAUUAGAAUAAAGAAUAUAGAUUUUAGAAACUGAAUUAAAAAAAUAAUUAGACAUUAAUGGAUAAUUAGUUAAAGAUCUUUAAAAUAUAGAUAGAAAGAAAUAAGAUAUUUUAAGUGAAUUAUAAACACUCUAAACAAGUGAAUCAGAUGCAAAUUAAUUAAGAAUUGCAUAUAAUAAGAAGGUUAAGGAAUGUGAAUAAUUAAAAUCAGAUCUAGAUAAAACUUAGUUUUUGAUUUAAUCUUAUGUUUAAUAGAUUGAUUAAUUAAGAGAAUAAGAUUUAAAUUAAAAGAAUGAAUUAUAAAGAUUGAAGAUAUUUAAUAAUAAUCUAAAUAAAUAAAUUGCAUCAUUGUUGUUGCAUUUAAAUUCUUUAGAAUUAACUAUUAAUACAUAAAGACAUAAAUUAGAUAUAUAUCCUGAAUUUGAAGAAAGAAUCAAUGAUUAAAUAGUAAAACUAAAUAAUUUAGAAAAAGAAAAUAAUGAAUUAAAAUUAUAAAAUGAUAUACUUAAUGCUUAAUUAAGUUAAUUAGAAUAGAAUAUAAUUAGAUUAUAACCAUUAGAAUAAUAAGUAAAUCUCUUAAAAGAAAUGAUAAAUAAUGAUAAUAGAGAAAUCUGUUUAUGGUAGACCAAAUUUUAAGAUUUAGAAAAUGAACGUGUUUAAUAGAAUGAAGAUUAUAGAAAGAAGAUAGAUUAAUAUAAAUUAGAAUUAAAAGAUUAAUAAAAUUUAGAGAUGACUAUUAAACAAUAAUAAAAUGAUAUUGAUGAUAUAUCUUAAAAUAAUUAAAAAUUAUUAACAAAUAUUAGGGAAUAAUAGAUACAAUAAGAUAAAUUAUUAAGAGAUUUAGAUAAUAAAGAUAUUGAAUUAAAGAGAUUAUAAUAAAUUGAAUAGGAGUUUAGAAAAUUGUAAGAUUUAUUUAAUUAAGAAAUUGAGAAGUACUAAGAUUUAAAUGAGAAAUAUUAAUAAUUGUAAAAUUAAUAUGAUUAAACAAAGAGAGAAUAGGAGAAAUUAGAAAAUAAAUGUGCAAUGAUGUCUAGUGAAAUUGAAAGGUUGAAAGUUAUGCUAAAAAAUAAAAAUUAAGAUUUAGAUUUGAAUAAAUAACAACUUCAUUAAAAAGAAUAAUAACUUGAUUAAUUAUAACCAUUAAUAGUUGAAAAUAAAAGAUUAUUAGAACAGAUUUAGAAGUAGAUUUAAUAAAUUGAUGAGUUGAAAUUGCAAAUGAUUUAAUUAUAAAGACAAUUAGAUGAUAAGAAGAAAUAAUUAGAAUAGGAAUAAAUUAAUUAAGAAUAAUAGUUGGAUGAAAUUAAUAGAUUAUAGAAUGCAUUAAGAAAUAAGGAAGAUGAUAUUCACUAAUUUAGAUAAGUUACAAAAUAAUAUGAAAUUUAAUUAAAAGAUAAUAGGAAGGAAGAGGAUUAAUGGAAUGAUUUACAAAAUGAAAUAAAUAAAUUAACUUAACAUGUGAAUUAUUUGAAUGAAAUAAUUGGUUAGAAAAAUAUAGAAUUGGAAAAUUUACAAAAAUAAAAUACUCAAUAAUAAUUAUAAUUAUUAGAGAAUGAGAAAUUAGAUUACAAGAUUUUAGAGAAGACUGUUGAAGCUAGAGAAAAAGAAGUUGAAGAUUGGAGAAGAAGAUUCCAAAAAUUAACUUAAGAUUAAGAAAAGUUGUAUAAUGAAAAAUUAGAAUCAAAUAAUAAAUUAGCAAGUUAAGAAUUAGAAAUUGAAAGAUGGAAAAGGAAAGUUACAUCAAAUGAAGGUGAAUUGCAUUUACUUAGAAAUAUUAUAGAUUAAUUGAAUGUUGAAAUAGAACGUUUAAGUAAAUCGAGCGAAGAUUUAUUAUAAGUAAAAUAUUCUAUCAAUUAUAGGAUAAUGAAGGUUGGAGAGAAAAGUAUUCUAAAAUAUAGCAAUAAAUCCCAUCUAUGUUAGAGUUGAUUCCACCAAUAACUCCUGGAAACAGUUUUAGAAAAUCAGACAAGCCAUUAUAAUAAUGACUAUGAUGAGUUAUUUUAAUAA
Messenger RNA from Paramecium sonneborni, 4487 nucleotides. The record is from the annotation of a GenBank genome assembly. NCBI's taxonomy places the organism in Eukaryota, Ciliophora, Oligohymenophorea, Peniculida, Parameciidae.